AAUUCGUAUGAACCACUGAGCUUUAAAUUAUCAAUGCAUGUUCGUCAUGGGUUAGUUCUCAUGAACAGUGUAAACAGUCCUUAUUGUGACAUCACUGUUUAUAAGAGGCAAAAAUUAGAAUAGAUAAAACCGCCUUUCGUCCAAGUUUCAUCAAGGUUCAAUUUUAACACGAAGAAACCUUUAUUUAAAAUACAAUAGAGCUGAUUUUUUUGACUUAAAUACACCAUUUUUGUUUGAUUUUUAUAACUAACAAACACUGGUACACUGGCAGACUUAGUUUCAAAGACUUACAGCUUCGAGAGUUGGAUAAAACAUUGCAGUGACGACAAGCUACAAGCGAAGUUUUAACAUUUUUAGGCUUGUUUAUCUUAAAGACCGAACCCGGCUAUGCUUGGGGGAGUGUUACUUUCCCUACGGACACAGAUCUUGUUCAAGAACAGAGACUUAACUUUCUUCUUGAUACGGAUUUAUUCACUUCAGCUUGGUUACAAGUAUGUUGCAUGAUGUUGGACUUUGAACUGACCAGAUUGGACUGGACUGGACUGGACUGGACUGGACUGGACUGAACUGGCGACCACUCUUCUGAAUGAACAAUGACGACUGCUACAUAACACUUCAACUGAACUAACUCUGAGUGAGCUCGUAUUUAUUAAGAGCGACUGUCUGUAAAAAUCGAGAAUUCGCCCGACAGUUGCAAAGAAUCGAAUUUCUUUUCAUUUCCCCAAUAGAACCCCUUUGGUGAACUAGUGCUGACUAAUAGUCAUCGUUGUUUCACGGAUURAAGAAAAUCGCUGUACCUUGAAUUUUAGGUACAAGAUUGCCCUGUUGAUAUGACUACACGAUUAACCCCCCAAGGAGCAACUCUACUCGUGCUAUUUGUUGCGAUAUCAAUGAAACUCGGUGAACCUGCUUCCCUCAAUGGUGACUGUGAUUUUAACUCUGGUACUCUCUGCGCAUGGAAACAGGAAAGGCUGGACGAUUUUGAUUGGUUAGUUCGGGGAGGUCCCACUCCUGAUCGAGACACUGGUCCAAACGCAGGAAGUGAUGGAGGAAAUUAUCUAUUUAUUGAGUCAUCGGAUAAGAACCUUGGCAAGAAAGCUGUCCUGAAGCUGGAGGGACUAAACACUAUAGCCGGAGGGCCAAAAUGCUUUAGUUUUAAGUACUUCAUGUUUGGAAGGGAUAUUGAGACCUUGAUGGUGUUCCAAGAGAACAGACCUAUAUUCACUUUGAGCGGACCUCAGGGUAAUCGGUGGAUGAAAGCAACAGGAAGGCUCUUUCCGGCUGCACAAACCAAGAUCACAAUACAUGGUGUUGUCGGUAUAGGUCCAAAAGGUGACAUAGCCAUUGACGAAAUUGAAUUCUUGUCUGAUGCCAACUGUGGAAAAAAUGAAGCCAAGUGUCCACCUAUACCUUCACCGUUCCAAGGCUCUUCGACCUGCGCAUCACCAUUUAAAAACCCAGACGAAAUUUGCAAGUUUGAAUGUAACGAGGGUUUCCAACUAGUUGGUCCAGAAAGGUUGAGGUGUUUACCUUUUGGAACAUGGAAUGACAAACCACCAUUGUGCCUGAAUAACCCAAUUAAACUUCGAUUGGCAGGACUCGGACCUGAAAGGCCGAAUGCUGGUCGGGUUGAGAUACAAGUGGGUGACACGUGGGGCUCUAUUUGCAGAGACAAAUGGACGCAAGUGAAUUCUGAACUCGUGUGUCGAACUCUAGGGUACAAGAAGCCAAUUGCGACUUACAUUGAUGUUUCAACUCUUAAAUCGCCAACCGGAAAUUUACCAAUAUGGCUUGAUAAUGUUGUUUGUGAUAAAGGAGCCCAAAAUCCUCUAGAGGACUGUCGACAUAAUGGAUUUGGUAUACAUAAUUGCGAUGUUGAAGGGCAUUCUCAAGAUGUUGCUAUCGAGUGUAGAAAUCAAACUUCCCCUCCAAUUGCAAGUGUUCCAGCCACGACUGAAAGCACAAAGAAGGUGGCGUUCCCCCUCUCAGCAAAAAUAGCUACUGGUGUUGGUUCCCUUGUUCUUGUCCUCAUCAUYGUACUUGUCGUGGUGUGCUGCAUAAGAAGAAAGAAAAGAAGAAAAUCAAAAGAUGGAGAAAACCCACAGCAUGUAGUUGUAUUUUCUAAAGAUAUGGAAGCGGAAACAGAAGAUCAAGAAGACAAGCCAAGUGACCCUUGGGAGGUGAAUCCAAAAUAUAUCACAUUCAUGGAAGAACUGGGACAAGGAGCAUUUGGUAAGGUGUUCAAGGCCAUCUACCAAGAACCACCCCCUAAAGAAGAACAAAUUAUCAUGGCAAAGCUGAUGGGAACGCCAGAAUUAAUCAAGAACAACAGACCAAAGAAGAUGGUAGCUGUUAAAACAUUGCAUGGAAUAUCUGUCCAGCAAAGGAUUCGUUCAUCGUGAUCUCGCCGCUCGUAAUGUCCUAGUGGCUGACAACAAACAAGUCAAAGUGUCUGACUUUGGACUAACACGUGACCUGUACGAGGAGAGCGCCUAUCAUGCUCGUGUACAGCGGAGACUACCCAUCAAAUGGAUGUCACCAGAAGCGAUCU
This is a messenger RNA of Actinia tenebrosa (Australian red waratah sea anemone), 2551 nucleotides long. RefSeq lists its product as uncharacterized. Gene Ontology annotation, molecular function: transmembrane receptor protein tyrosine kinase activity; ATP binding. Lineage: Eukaryota; Metazoa; Cnidaria; Anthozoa; Actiniaria; Actiniidae. Gene Ontology annotation, cellular component: plasma membrane; signaling receptor complex. The record is from RefSeq and is a predicted model, not a curated record. Gene Ontology annotation, biological process: cell surface receptor protein tyrosine kinase signaling pathway; positive regulation of kinase activity; multicellular organism development.